Molecule: messenger RNA, 180 nt
Organism: Acaulospora colombiana
Lineage: Eukaryota; Fungi; Glomeromycota; Glomeromycetes; Diversisporales; Acaulosporaceae
Source: the annotation of a GenBank genome assembly
AUGUUGUGCGUCUACCCCGCAGACUUGCUCAGGAGUCAAAACGUCACUUGGCCAAUCACACCUUGCUCGGUUUUAUACCCCGCCCUCGAAUACGGAUUCCUGGGAAGGGGUUCGUUCGACGACGCUUCCAACGGCGCCGACUUGCCCACACCGACGAUCGACCACGACAGCCUCUAUACA